Messenger RNA from Prosopis cineraria, 1158 nucleotides. RefSeq lists its product as uncharacterized. Gene Ontology annotation, biological process: regulation of DNA-templated transcription; chloroplast organization. Bases 1 to 1158 code for a protein of 385 amino acids. The record is from RefSeq and is a predicted model, not a curated record. The transcript has a single exon. Lineage: Eukaryota; Viridiplantae; Streptophyta; Magnoliopsida; Fabales; Fabaceae. Gene Ontology annotation, cellular component: chloroplast. Gene Ontology annotation, molecular function: double-stranded DNA binding.
AUGCUUACUUAUCUCAUUGCAAGAUUUUCUUCGCUCUCCUGCGAGAGGACGACCCAACUUGUUUUCCUCUAUCACAAUGCUUCCCACAUUUUCAAAUCCUUUUCUUCAGUGUCGAAAGUGUCUGAAUCAAAUCAACGAAAAGGAAAAUCAAGAGAAGAGGAAUCAUAUACUGUUUCUUAUCUCACAGACUCAUUGGGCAUGUCCUCCCAAUUCGCGAUGAAAGUAUCCAAACGGGUUAAGCUAGCAGGGCAGGAUAAACCUGACUCAGUACAAAAUCUUUUUAGGAGUUACGGAUUCUCAGAUUCCCAGAUAUCUAAACUUGUGGAAAAGAUUCCACGAGUCCUUUUUGCAAAGCCUGAGAAGACCCUUUCGCCCAAGCUAAGGUAUUUACAGUCUAUAGGGUUUUCAAGAUCCGAACUGCCAGAACUCUUCAUACAUAACCCUAGAAUCUUAACUAUGAGCUUGAAGAAAACUAUCAUUCCCCGUUAUGAGGCCCUUAAGAGCAUAGUUGAUGACGAUAAAGCACGUAGAGCAUUUAAACGCUGGGGUAGGUACCAUAAGGAUUCAACGAUUUUAGUUUCAAACUUGAAGGUCUUGAGACAACAUGGAGUGCCUCAAUCUUCUGUCUCUCGAAUAGUUGCUCAUUCUGUAGGGGCAGCACUUACAAAGCCGACCAAGUUUAUUGAACAUGUAAAGUUUGCAAAGGAAAUAGGCAUCGAUCCUUCCAAGUCUGCGUUCAUCCAGGCAGUUUCUGUGUUAGCAACGACAAACAAAUUGACUUGGGAGUCGAAGCUGGAUAUCUAUGAGAGGUGUGGCUGGUCCAGGGAUGUCACUCUUUCAGCAUUCAGGAAGUUUCCAAAUUGUAUGAUGCUGUCGGAGGAUAAAAUCACAAGCACAAUGAAGUUUCUUGUGGAUGACAUGGGUUUGUCAUUGGUAGAUAUUGUUAAUUGCCCUGUAUUUCUUGGCUACAGCUUGGAGCAAAGGAUUAUUCCUAGAUGCUCAGUUUUUAAAAUUUUGAAAAAUAAUGGUUUGAUAAAAAGUGACAUGUCCUUGUGUUCCUUGAUAACAUUAAGUGAAACAAAAUUUCUGGAAAAAUUUGUGAUCCCGUUUCAGGAAAGUGUUCCUAAGCUAUUGGAGAUUUAUGGAAGUCGUUCUUGA